AUGAACUUUGAAAGCGGUUCGAGGCAGAGAUUACAGAAACAUUUUUUCAAAACCAUAUCUUGGUACAAGGGAUUUGAAAAAAACUUCAGUCUACUGAUAUGUACAUGCCAACUUCUGUUUCUGCUCGUAUUGCUUGCCUUUGUGGUGCUACCAGUGCUGGUCAUCGUUUUUCCCAAAAUUAUCACAACGAUGUUCUUCCUCAACUUCCGAAGAAUACCGAUGACUGAUUAUGCAAACGUCUCAGCCAAUAAUGUUCAAUCUAUAGGGAGAGCAUUCUACCUAGACGGGGAUGAAGGCAAUAUUGGCGUGUGGCACAUGCUUCCGAGGUCUGUGUCUGCUGAUUACCGUGAGAAAGGCAUUCAUCCCUCAGAUGAUGAGAUGGAGAAGUUGUUGUCAUCAGAGAAGUAUCCGAUCAUACUAUACCUUCAUGGGAACUCUUUUGAUAGGACAAUUGGACAUCGAGUUGAGUUGUACAACGUACUCAACAAGCUCAACUGUCAGGUGGUGGCGUUUGACUAUCGAGGAUAUGGUGAUUCGGAUGGUAAUCCUUCCGAGGGAGGUUUAGUCAAUGAUAGUCGCCUCGUUUACGAUUAUGUUAGACGUCAUAGUGCCAACAACACACUCAUUGUCUGGGGUCAUUCUAUGGGAACUGGAGUUUCUGUCAAAUUAGCGAUGGAUCUCUCCAUAGACGGUGAACCUCCUGAUGGUCUUGUCCUAGAAUCUCCUUUCAACAAUCUCAGAGACGCCAUCAUGAAUCAUCUCCUAAGCAUUCCAUUGCGAUGGAUGUCCGAAGAGAUGGUGCAGAAGUACAUCAUGAGUCCUUUGAGAAGGGUUGGUCUCGACAUGAAUUCGGACAAACGAAUUGCUAACAUAACAUGCCCAAUUCUCAUACUCCAUGCUGAGAAUGACCACGUUAUUCCAGUUAGACUGGGCCGCAAACUGAAGGAUGCUGCUGUAGCUGCCUCACGAGAUGUUAGAUAUGUAGAAUUUGAGGAAGCGAGGAACUAUAAGCACAAGUUUAUCUAUUUGGCUCCUGAGCUAUCGUCACUUAUUCCAGAAUUUAUCGCUUAUACGAAGCGGGCAAAGAAUCCGAAGAGUUCCUGA
Messenger RNA from Necator americanus (New World hookworm), 1104 nucleotides. RefSeq lists its product as uncharacterized. Gene Ontology annotation, cellular component: endoplasmic reticulum membrane. The transcript has 11 exons. NCBI's taxonomy places the organism in Eukaryota, Metazoa, Nematoda, Chromadorea, Rhabditida, Ancylostomatidae. The coding region runs from base 1 to 1104 and encodes 367 amino acids. Gene Ontology annotation, biological process: monoacylglycerol catabolic process; phosphatidylserine catabolic process. Gene Ontology annotation, molecular function: phosphatidylcholine lysophospholipase A1 activity; monoacylglycerol lipase activity. The record is from RefSeq and is a predicted model, not a curated record.